ACACUACGUACUGAAGUCUCAAGUCUUGUCACGCUGCAAAAUGCAAUUAUGCAAUGUGAAAAUUAGCAAUGAACAUUUUCGCGGAUCGUCAACUUGCUAGAAGGUCUGGAGUACUCGUGUAUCCAGAAGAGGUCCUUCAAAACAAAGUUGUUGCGUUGUAUUUCUCGGCGGGGUGGUGCCCUCCAUGCAAUCAAUUUACUCCGCUUCUGGCGGAAUUUUACAAUGAGCUUCAAGAACAUGCACUUCCCUUUGAGAUUGUGUUCGUUUCAUCCGACAAAACGGCGUCAGAUAUGGAAACGUACAUGAAGCGGUGCCAUGGUGACUGGCUGGCUGUUCCUUUUGGCUGUGAACUCAUCCAGGAGCUGAAGAACCGCUAUCACGUCACGGCAAUCCCAAAGUUAAUUGUCGUGACAGAUGACGGAGAUGUCGUGACAGCCAUGGCAAGGAAAGAAGUAACAGAGACCGGACCCAAGUGUUUUACGCCUUGGGCACACGCUGUUGCCUUAGCCAGGGGGGAGGUUGCCACCACCGUGACUAAAGCAAGUGGCCGACUGACUGCUGGUUUUGAAUUAGCAAUGAACAUUUUCGCGGAUCGUCAACUUGCUAGAAGGUCUGGAGUACUCGUGUAUCCAGAAGAGGUCCUUCAAAACAAAGUUGUUGCGUUGUAUUUCUCGGCGGGGUGGUGCCCUCCAUGCAAUCAAUUUACUCCGCUUCUGGCGGAAUUUUACAAUGAGCUUCAAGAACAUGCACUUCCCUUUGAGAUUGUGUUCGUUUCAUCCGACAAAACGGCGUCAGAUAUGGAAACGUACAUGAAGCGGUGCCAUGGUGACUGGCUGGCUGUUCCUUUUGGCUGUGAACUCAUCCAGGAGCUGAAGAACCGCUAUCACGUCACGGCAAUCCCAAAGUUAAUUGUCGUGACAGAUGACGGAGAUGUCGUGACAGCCAUGGCAAGGAAAGAAGUAACAGAGACCGGACCCAAGUGUUUUACGCCUUGGGCACACGCUGUUGCCUUAGCCAGGGGGGAGGUUGCCACCACCGUGACUAAAGCAAGUGGCCGACUGACUGCUGGUUUUGAAUAAUAAGUGUCCAAUUAUCCACAGGGACAAUGAUUAGUAGGUGUUCUGUGUCCUGAAAAACUCAUAAAAAUUUUUUAUUGUGGAAGCUUUUAUUGUUUUGGCAUUGUUGUAUCGACAGCAGUCCGUAGAAUCAGACUACAAGUUUGUAUUAUGAGUACUGAAUUCCCUGACAUUUUACCAGUACAAAGAGAGUUGUCUCCUUAUCUUUGAGUAGGGCCCAAAUUUCAAAAUCUUGAAUAGCCUUGACAGAACUUGGAAACUCUUAAAUGGCCACAAAGACUGAGUUUCAUCAUUGCUGAUUAACUUGCACACCCUCUUGAACAUUAAGGUCUUGCUUGUUAACAGUUUUAGCAGAAACAAACAAGACAAAAAAAUCAAAUCAAAAUCA
Molecule: messenger RNA, 1464 nt
Organism: Orbicella faveolata
Lineage: Eukaryota; Metazoa; Cnidaria; Anthozoa; Scleractinia; Merulinidae
Product: nucleoredoxin-like protein 2
Biological process (GO): photoreceptor cell maintenance; sensory perception
Source: RefSeq, a predicted model, not a curated record